GUUUCUAUUCAGCAACAGGAAAAGACUGAGUGAGGAAAUCAUUUCCUGCAACACCUUCUCAAUCGACUCAACAGUAAAAGUGCAGCUAAAGCUGUGAACAGAAAUUCAAAGAGCGUUGUAUCUAAUGAACACCAUGAGCAGCACACCAAGGACUUUGCUGAAAGAGAAGCUCGAUCAGCUUCAAUGUCACUUCACGUGGGGCCCACAGAAGGAGACCAUUGACCUUGAUGAUAUGGUGUACAGAUUACAAGAUUCAAUCAAUAUCGCUGUCAAAUAUCAAGCCGCAUCCUACAACCAACUCGCUUUUGUAAACUGCCUGCAAGGCAACAGUGAGGAAGCCAUUCAAAACUUAAAGGAGGCUGAAAAGAUUCUGAGGGAGAACCACAAAGAUGCAUUUGAAAGAAACAGCAUCAUCACCUAUGGAAACUAUGCCUGGGUGCAUUACCACAUGGGACAACUGGCCAAGGCCCAGUCCUACCUCGACAAGCUGGAGAUGAUCUGUAAACCGCUCACUGAUGGUCCUCGCUAUACAGCAAUGAUACCUGAAGUGUAUGGGGAGAAGGGAUGGUCAUUGUUGAGUUAUGCUGCUCCAUACUAUGAGGAGGCAAAGAAAUGUUUUGAGAAAGCUCUGGAGAAAGAUCCUGACAAUACAGAGUGGAACAUGGGCAAAGCAACUGUUUUGUCCCGUCUGGAAGCAUUUUCUGGAACCCAAGAGAAUCAUGAACGGAAUCAGUCAGUGAAGUAUCUGCGGCGUGUACUGGAGCUAGAUCCAGAUGAUUCAAUGGCCAUGGUGCUGCUGGCUCUGAAACUAAGAGAGUUCAAGCAAAAAGAGGAUGCAUAUAAAUUAAUUGAACAAGCGUUGCAGAAAACCCCUGAUUUUCCUUAUGUGCUUCGUUAUGCAGCAAAAUUUUACAGAAAAGAAGGAGUUUUAGAGAAAUCUGUCCAGCUGCUGAAGAAAGGAUUAGAAAUAACUCCAAAUUCUGCCUUUUUGCAUGACCAAAUUGCAAUGUGUUACAGAACCAAACUACUUGAACUGAUCGACAAUCGUCAUAGCAAAAACCCUCGCAAUCCUGAAUUUAAACAAAAAACACAGUUGUUCAGUCAAUGCAAGUAUCAUUUUGGAAAGGCAUUUAAACACCGUCCAAGGACAUCAAUUAAAUCACAACUGGAUUUCGCAGACAUUUGUGUAAAAAAUGGAGAGAAUUCUAAUGCAAAGGAGAUUUACAGUGAACUGCUGAAAUUAGAAGACAUUCGUCCAGAAAACUUACAGGUAAUAUGUUUCAGGGCUGGGUGCUUUGAACAAUACCAGAGAAGAUCUGAAUCCAAUUCGAUGAGCCUAUUCAAGAAAGGACUGAAGGUUGAAUAUGACUCAAAAGAACGGAAAAAGUGCUAUGAAAAAUUGGAGAAGUGGGCAGAUGGGAAAUUGUGCAAGGAUCAAUGUGACAGCACGGCCCUUGGUGUCAAAGGGUUACUGCAUCAGAUGGAUGGAGACAAGUCGAAAGCUAUUGAAUACUUUCAGAAGGCCUUGGAGAUUGAUCACAAUAAUGAAGAAUAUCUGAGUGCUCUUUGUGAAUUACGCCUUUCCAUUGAGGAACAUUAGGGGCAGUACAGUGGAGAAGCGGUAGAGCUGCUGCCUAUCUGUGGAGUUUGCACAUUUCCCUGUGAUUGCAUGGAUUUUCUCCGGUUGCUCCGAUUUCCUCCCACAUUCCAAAGAUUGGCAGGUUUGUAGGUAAUUGGCUUCUGUAAAUUGUCUCUAUUGGGUAGGAUGCAAAACUGGGUUAACGUGGAAUUUGUUUACGGUGAUUGAUGGUCCGUGUGGGUCAAAGGGCCUGUUUCCAUGCAUGGUCUCUGAACUAAACAAACCUAAACCAAGCAUAUUGAUUCUUCAAAGAUACAUUCCUUAUAUUGUCCAAGGACAAUGCGGUUUCAGUUCAUGCAUUCUGCCAACACUGUCAUCAAUGUGGCUCUUACUCAUGAAAAUGUGAUUUUCAAAGCAUAAUUUGUAAUAAUCUUUGGCAAUCCUCAUACUUCAUUGAAGAAACAGAUAUAACUAGAAACAAAGGAGGGAUUGGGGGAGUUAAGUUAAAUGGAACCAACUCAGAAAAACUCCUUAUACCUCAUAAGGAGUCUUCACCACCAUCUCGACUUAAGCUGCCACUUUCAGUAAGCUAUGAACUUGGACUCCCAAGAUCCCUCUGCACAUCAAUGCUGUAAGGGUUUUGCCAUUAUCUGUAUACUCCUCUUAUCAUCCUUCCAAAGUUCAGCACCUCACACUUGAUCGGAUUCAAUUCCACCUGCCAUUUCUCCGCCCGUUUCUGGAAUUGAUCUAUACCCGCUCUUUCUUCUGACGGCCCUUUGCUCUGUCUGCAACUCCUCCAAUGCUGGUGUUGUCGGUAUAUGUGUGUGUAUGCAUGUGUGUGUGUGUAUAUGUAUGUAUAUGUAGACACAAAAUGCUGGAGUAACUCAGCAGUUCAGGCAGCAUCUCUGGAGGAAAGGAAUAGGUGGCGUUUCGUAUUGAGACCCUUACACACAAACACAGGGGUCCCUGCGGAACUGUACCGCUCACAGAUCUCUAGCCUGAAAAUCUUCCUUUCACCACAACCCUCUGUCUUCUACGAAUAAGCCAGUUCUGCAUUCAUACAACCGAAUCAAUUCCGGUGGCGCCAUGGAUAAGUAAGAGGCGCUCCUUUUAGCUCCGCUCCGAAAAACACGUUAAAACCCGUUAAAAUACCUGAAAAGAAAAACGGACCGAAUGAAAAACACCUGGAUGCCCGACGUCGCAUGAGUGACGUCAUCAGAAAACGACGCAUAACACAUACCCGACUGGAUACCGGUAUUUUAAAUGAGUAAACGGUUUCUGCCUUCUCAACCCCAGACCAGACAAAGAACCCGACUGCAGGCUCUGCAAGACAAAGAAACUUCUGGAGAAUCUUCUGGAGAAUCUGAGGAAGAAGGACUUAUUUCUACCAUGGAAAAGAAAAUACAAGAACAAGAACAAACUUUAAGACGGGCUAUGGCAAAAGACUUUGGAGAAAUUCUGACUGAAAAGCUUGGAAAGCUA
This is a messenger RNA of Amblyraja radiata (thorny skate), 3061 nucleotides long. Its product is annotated as interferon-induced protein with tetratricopeptide repeats 5. NCBI's taxonomy places the organism in Eukaryota, Metazoa, Chordata, Chondrichthyes, Rajiformes, Rajidae. The record is from RefSeq and is a predicted model, not a curated record. Gene Ontology annotation, cellular component: cytosol. Gene Ontology annotation, biological process: defense response to virus. Gene Ontology annotation, molecular function: protein binding. Bases 125 to 1600 code for a protein of 491 amino acids. The transcript has 2 exons.